Molecule: messenger RNA, 4914 nt
Organism: Podarcis muralis (Common wall lizard)
Lineage: Eukaryota; Metazoa; Chordata; Lepidosauria; Squamata; Lacertidae
Gene: TOP1
Product: DNA topoisomerase I
Biological process (GO): DNA replication; DNA topological change; chromosome segregation
Cellular component (GO): chromosome; nucleolus
Molecular function (GO): DNA topoisomerase type I (single strand cut, ATP-independent) activity; DNA binding
Source: RefSeq, a predicted model, not a curated record
GCGCAGUAAAGGGAAACGAGGACUUAGUCUGUUACACAACUGACUGUGCUGUUUGAGGGGGCUGCGUUCUCCCGUCGGCCUCAAGACUUUGCCUGCUCCCCAAGCUCUCUUGCGAGGCUUACCCCUUCCCGCCCCCGCCCUGCUUUACAGGCAUGAGUGGGGAUCAGCUGCACAACGACUCCCAGAUCGAUCCAGAUUUCCGAGCGAAUGAUUCUCACAAACAUAAAGAUAAACACAAAGACCGGGAACACAGACACAAAGAGCACAAGAAGGACAAAGAGAAAGAUCGAGAGAAAUCCAAGCACAGUAACAGUGAGCACAAAGAUUCCUCGGAGAAGAAACACAAAGAGAAGGAGAAAACCAAACACAAAGAUGGCAGUUCAGAGAAACACGACAAACACAAAGACAAACACAAAGAUAGAGACAAGGAGAAACGAAAGGAAGAAAAGAGUAAAUCAUCUGGUGAAGUGAAAAUAAAGAAGGAAAAAGAAAAUGGCUUCUCCAGCCCACCUCGUAUUAAGGAAGAAAUGGAUGACGAUGGCUACUACAAAGAAGACUAUAAGCCGCUAAAGAGACCCCGAGAGGAUGAUGAUGUCGACUACAAACCCAAGAAGAUCAAAACUGAAGAUAUAAAAAAAUCAAAGAAGCGGAAACAGGAAGAAGAGGAGGAUAUCAAACCCAAGAAAAUAAAGAGCAAAGAUAAGAAGCCUCCUGAAGGAGACAUGAAGAAGAAGAAAACAAAAAAAGAAGAGGAGCAGAAAUGGAAAUGGUGGGAGGAAGAGCGCUAUCCUGAAGGUAUUAAGUGGAAAUUCUUGGAACACAAAGGCCCUGUGUUUGCACCACCGUAUGAACCUGUGCCUGAAAAUGUCAAAUUCUACUAUGAUGGUAAAGUUAUGAAGCUCAGUCCCAAAGCAGAAGAAGUAGCAACGUUCUUUGCAAAAAUGCUUGAUCACGAAUACACUACAAAGGACAUCUUCAGGAAAAACUUCUUCAAAGACUGGAGAAAGGAAAUGACCCAUGAAGAAAAGAGUACCAUCACCAGCCUCAGCAAGUGUGACUUUAACCAUAUGAGUCAGUAUUUCAAAGCCCAGUCAGAAGCCAGAAAACAGAUGACCAAGGAGGAAAAACAGAAAAUUAAAGAGGAGAACGAGCGGUUAUUAAAAGAAUAUGGCUAUUGUAUCAUGGAUAACCAUAAGGAAAGAAUUGCCAACUUUAAGAUUGAGCCUCCGGGUCUCUUCAGAGGGCGUGGAAACCAUCCCAAAAUGGGCAUGCUGAAGAGGCGGAUAAUGCCAGAAGACAUCAUCAUCAAUUGUAGCAAAGAUUCAAAAGUUCCUCCCCCUCCCCCUGGACAUAAAUGGAAAGAAGUCCGGCAUGAUAACAAGGUGACCUGGUUGGUGUCAUGGACAGAGAACAUCCAAGGAUCUAUUAAGUACAUCAUGUUGAAUCCCAGUUCUAGAAUCAAGGGUGAGAAGGACUGGCAGAAAUAUGAGACUGCUCGGAGACUGAAGAAAUGUGUAGAUAAGAUUCGAAAUAAUUAUCGAGAAGACUGGAAGUCCAAAGAGAUGAAAGUGCGGCAGAGGGCAGUUGCGCUGUAUUUCAUUGACAAACUUGCUCUGAGAGCUGGUAAUGAGAAAGAGGAAGGGGAGACGGCUGACACAGUGGGCUGCUGCUCCCUCCGUGUAGAACAUAUUAAUUUGCAUCCGGAGUUGGAUGGCCAGGAAUACGUGGUAGAAUUUGACUUCCUUGGAAAGGAUUCCAUACGAUACUACAACAAAGUCCCCGUUGAGAAAAGGGUUUUUAAGAAUCUUCAGUUGUUCAUGGAAAACAAACAGCCUGAAGAUGACCUCUUUGAUAGACUUAAUACUAGCAUCUUAAAUAAGCAUCUUCAAGACCUUAUGGAAGGACUUACAGCCAAGGUAUUUCGAACAUAUAAUGCCUCCAUUACGCUACAGCAGCAGCUAAAGGAGCUCACAACUGCGGAUGAUAAUGUCCCAGCAAAGAUCCUGUCUUAUAACCGUGCCAAUAGAGCUGUUGCUAUUCUCUGCAACCACCAGAGGGCGCCUCCAAAGACCUUUGAGAAAUCCAUGAUGAAUUUACAGAGCAAGAUUGAUGCCAAGAAGGAACAGCUGGCUGAUGCCAAAAGAGAACUGAAAAGCGCCAAAGCCGAUGCCAAGGUCCGGAGGGAUGAGAAAUCUAAAAAGACCGUAGAAAGUAAGAAGAAAGCAGUACAAAGGGUUGCAGAACAGCUGAUGAAAUUGGAGGUCCAAGCUACAGACCGGGAGGAAAACAAGCAGAUUGCCUUGGGGACCUCCAAACUAAAUUAUCUGGAUCCUAGGAUUUCUGUUGCCUGGUGCAAGAAAUUUGGAAUACCUAUAGAGAAGAUCUAUAACAAAACCCAACGGGAGAAAUUUGCCUGGGCAAUUGACAUGGCAGAUGAAGACUUUGAAUUCUAACCUGAUUUUAAUGGGCUGAAUCUUAUGAAUGAGAAGGGGAAUAGCCUGGUUUUAGGGAGAUUGAUAAAACUGUGAGCCUUACUUGUCCUUUAUAUUUGGGGGAGGGGAGGGGGGUGUCGGGAGGGGAAAGCGAGUGUCUGAUGAAAUACCCAACAUCUUUGAGAAAAGAUAGGCCUGGAAAUAUUAUAGAGUUGCUGAGCCAGUUGUCCUAUGGACAACUUAUUUAAACCUGUUUCAGAAACCCAAAUUCUAGCUGUAUGGUUUGUGUUUUUGUCUCUGGAGGGGAAGGACAAGUGGAUGGGGGAAUUUGUUAACCUUCUGCCAGGCAAAUUCACCAUUACACUGAGGAGCUUGGAAAUCAUUAGCUACUGUAUACAGAAUCCAAUGAGAUAUUGGUGUGUUUUUACAGUUAGGGUUUUGCAAUAACUUCUAUAUUUUAAUAGAAAAUGGAUUCCCUUAAUUUCCCGCCCCGUCUCCCUCAAUUAAUUUAACACAACUGAAGCCCUCUCAGCACACUGGCUCUGGCCACAACAGUCAUCAUGGAAACACCCAGUUGUUUUCAUUUUUACUUGCCACCAUCAUGGUAUUGAAAACCUAUAAUAAAAAUACAACAUCUCUUCAAAGCAAAGCAUGAUGGGAAGAUCCUUCCUGACUUGAGUGUUAUUUUCUUUUCUUUCUUUUUUUGUUAAUGUGAAUUUUUACUACUUUUAAUUAUUUUAAAAUAUUUAAGCUUUUUUUUCUUCUUGAUCUUAAAGAUCAUGUAGAUUUGCAGGGGGUAGGAAGGAAUGGGCUGGGGAGGGUUGAUGCAUUAUGAGUACAAAUAAAUUGGUAACAAAAUGUUUUCCCAUCAUACUUUGUUCUGAGUACAUAAUAUAUAUAUAUAUAUAGAUAUAUAUAUAUCAGGAAUAUCCACAUUUGUGGGUUUUGUUUUGCUUUUUUUGGCAGGGUUGUUUUUCUUUUCUCCCUCCUUUUUUAAAAAAAAGAAAACUCCACCCUCCUCUCUUUUACUUGAAAGAUUUUAUUGUGUAAAAAGAACUUUCACAGGUCAAAAAAAUUUUGAGGGAAGCGAGCUUUGGUCCAAAAAAAAAAAAAAAGGAAAAAUAAUCAAGAUCUUAGGUCUUUUUAUUUUUUUUCUUUUGUAAUUGUGUACAAAAACUUUAAAAAAAAUUAAAGCAGAAUUUUAAUGUGAAACCUUUUUUGCUAUAAUCCAUUAGUUUUAGAGGCAUUGUUAGCUUAGUGUGGUGCAAAAACAAGUUUCCCGCAGUCUUUCCUCAACAAGUAUCUUCUAUUUUUAUCAUGAAUCCCCUUUUAAUCAACUGUAGGUUAUUUAAAAUAAAUUCCUACAACUUAACGCAAUGCCAGCAUCUGUGUGUUCUUGUACCCAGAGAGCUGAAUGGCUGGCUGCAGGCCAAUAGCUGUCAGGAGAUGCUUUGGGGAAGGAUGUGGGGUGUGGAGGCGCUCUAGGAUGAAAUGCCCAAGGAACUGUGGACCAGAGGCACAGUCAAGAUUCCAUGUGGCCUUCUACACCAUAGACAUUGGCAGCCAAAUAGUAGAUUGCCAGUUCUCUGGGUAUUUUUGUACAGUGCCUUGCAUGUUGUAUCCUACAUAUAUAUCAAGUUAUCUAGGGGCAGCCUGGUUCUGAAGAUUUCCCUCUAGCUCCAAUCCACAGCCAGAACAAUUUUUUCAUGGCUGGUUCUUGGCACUCUUCUCUAGAAGCAAACAAGGACAAUUGUUUAGGAAGGAAGCGCUGUAUUCUUCAAGAUGACUAUAGCUAUACUUUUUAUAGAGAUCAGACCAUUUGCUUUCUUGACUUGGAGAGCCUCAGAAUACUGCAUCUUCCAUGUGUCUUGCUUUCAAGAGUUUGGAGAGCUAAGGCAUUCUCCAACAUGAACUCAUCGCUAGUCAACCUGCUUUGACAGAGUUGACUGGUAUGUCAUCUUGUGCCUUUGUACAAAAGACAGGACACAUGUUCACUUUUCUUAAAUUGGCACUUAUGGCCUGCAUCAAGAAUUGGGUAUGCUUGAAACCACAAGAAAUUGGAGCCUCAAAACCACCAAUAUUCAAAGGUAUGGAUAAUUGGAAACACUAGCCAUACACAUCUAACCACAUAUAACUGUCAGAUCUUGGGUAGCACUCAAUUUGCUGUAUUACAGGUGCUAAUCUGCAUUCUAGGACCAUUGACCUUGCUGCUGUUUGGCACUGCCACUCCAAAUGAAUCAGGCAUGACAGCAGCCCCUAGGGCCUUUUUAAAUCCCCGUUUGAGGUUGGUUUAUCUUAAAUUUGCACAUUCAAACCAGAUACUGAAAUGAAUGUUUCAGAAUCACAGGUAAUGUAAACAGGUAAAGGUAAGGAGACUCGUGUGUAUUCUGUAUACCUGCCUCACCUUCCUACAAAUUCCAUUUACAUAGCAAGAAAAUACUGGCCCUGUGAACAGAAUAAAUUUUUUAUACAAGUGUUUUUA